CAUUCCCAAAAUUCGGAAAAUCCAUAUCAAGAGAGAUGGCAUGGUCAGCUGAGAACGCCAUAAAAGCCUACCUUCAAACAGUUAAAAUGGGGAAGAAGGCAAAAGAACCCGACAUGUCGGAAUUCAUAUCGGCAUUAGCAGCCGGCAACAACGCGCAGCUCAUGGUGGAAGCUUGUAGCAGCACGGCGGGUACUACCACGCUAGCAUUAGUCGCAGCAGCCCACCAGACGGGUGGCCGAGUCGUGUGUAUCCUUAGCAGGCCCGAAGAGCUACGUUUGUCGGAAGAUGCUCUUGGAGCAGAAUCCGAUUGCGUUGAGUUCGUUAUAGGUGAUGCUCGGUCACUCUUACUUAACGACUACCAUGGAGCGGAUUUUGUACUUAUAGACUGUAAUUUAGAGGAACAUGAUCAGAUCCUGAGAGCAGCCCAAGUGGGCCUGAAGCCCCGUGGGGCUGUCAUCAUGGGCUACAAUGCAUUUCGCAAUAGGUUAUUGUGGACUAGUGGAAUGAGAACCGAUCUGUUGCCGAUCGGAGACGGAUUGCAAAUCACAAGGGUGCCGGCGAGUGGUAUGGAAGGUGUUUGUGGAAGGAGGAGUAGAUGGGUGGUGAGGGUAGAUCAAUGCACCGGUGAAGAGCAUGUGUUUAGAAUAAAAUCUCAACAUAGGAAAGAGCUUGCAGCUUAGGAAUUGUUUGUCUGGUUAUGUGGGUUUUAAGACUGUUUUAAGUAAUUUUUAAU
This is a messenger RNA of Magnolia sinica, 733 nucleotides long. RefSeq lists its product as uncharacterized. The transcript has 2 exons. The record is from RefSeq and is a predicted model, not a curated record. NCBI's taxonomy places the organism in Eukaryota, Viridiplantae, Streptophyta, Magnoliopsida, Magnoliales, Magnoliaceae. Bases 36 to 680 code for a protein of 214 amino acids.